UCCCCCAGCUCCCGCCCCCCCCCAAAAAAGUUGAGUAGCAGCUGCAGGGUUGGAAGUGGAGUCGGUGCAUCCGGAGCUGCAGUGGGGCAGAGAGGGAGCGAGCGAACUGCGGCAGCUGCGGCGCGCACCGAGGCUGUCUGCGCGGCCCACCGUUGAGAGGGUUCCACCUUGGGGUGUUUGGAGACAUGGCUUCUUCCAAAGCGAAGGAGGUUUUCUCCUCGGACGAAGAGGGUCCUGCGGCACCACCAGCGGAGGUCGCGGACUUGGGCUCGGAGGAUCGCAGGGUCAAAGUGUCUAGCCUACCCUUCAGUGUGGAGGCGCUUAUGUCGGACAAGAAGCCUCCUAAAGAGAUGUCUUCCCUGUCCGGGGGAGGUGGAGGCAUCGGCGGCGGCGGUGGGAGCAGCGAAGGCACAUCCAGGACCAUGCUGCUGCCGGGGCACGGCGCCAGGGAAGCUCACAGCCCCGGGCUGCUUACAAAAACCUUUGAGACGUCCUCGGUCAAGUCGGAGAACUCGGAGGACGGGACGUCCUGGAUUCAGGAGGCUGGCAGAUAUUCCCCACCACCAAGACACUUGAGUCCUACAACCUGUACCCUUCGGAAACACAAGACAAAUCGGAAGCCCAGGACUCCCUUCACCACCUCCCAACUUCUGGCCCUAGAACGCAAAUUCCGCCAGAAACAGUACCUCUCCAUCGCUGAACGAGCUGAGUUUUCCAGCUCCCUGAACCUCACAGAGACACAGGUCAAAAUCUGGUUCCAGAACCGCAGGGCCAAGGCCAAGAGACUGCAGGAAGCAGAACUGGAAAAGCUGAAAAUGGCAGCCAAACCUAUGCUACCCUCCGGCUUCAGCCUCCCUUUCCCCAUCAACUCUCCCCUCCAAGCGGCUUCCUUAUAUGGAACAUCUUAUCCUUUUCACAGACCUGUGCUCCCCAUCCCACCUGUGGGACUCUAUGCUACUCCUGUUGGGUAUAGCAUGUAUCAUUUAUCUUAAGGAAGAUUUCCCAGCAAAGGAAUAGUUAAAUAGACUUCAUGAUGGAUGUUUGUUUAAUUUUUUUUUCUUUCCUCAUCCAAGAGUACAGUACCAAACCAGUCCUGGAUCACUUUUCCCUUUUGCUGCAUAUUUAAGAGCACCAUGCCAACCACAUAGGUGUUCACAGAACAAAGCAGAUAUCUUCUUGUUCUUUAAUCUGGGACACCAACCCUUUUUGUCAGUGUCACCUGAUGACAUCCCCUCUUUUUUUCACAAAGACUGAUCCUCAAGGCUUUUUAUAUAUAAAUAUAUAUAAUAAAGUAUAAUACAUUUUUAUACUACAGAUGUGAAAAGUUAAAGUAUUUUGAAAGGAAAAAUCAUAUAUGCAUAAAUAUGUAUAUAUUCAAUAUAUCAUUUUCCUGAAGGAGGUCUUCAACAAGAUAAUUUGGGCAUUUUUUGAGGGGGGGGGGGAAAGGGAUUUUUUAAAAGGAUAAGAUACUUCUAAAAGACAUCUUGUCAGAUAUAAUUUGGGAAGGUUUGAAAAGUAUGGCAGAGUAUAUUUUUAUAAUAGCUCUUAUUUCUGAAGUGCUUCAUGAUUUACAAAGUGUUUUCCUCAUGUCACAGUAAUCCUGUGAGAUAGGUGGUAAAAGUAUUAGUAUACUCAUUAGAGGUUCAGAGAGGAGAAAUGAUUUGCCCAAGGUCAUAUAGCUAGCUAGUAAGUGACAGAGUUAGGAUUAGAAGCAGAUUUCCAGGCUGGGGUCCUGUGCUAUUUUCCAAUAUACCUGGCUGCCUCUGAGACAAUAUAGAUAGAAAAUAGAUGUGGAUAGAUUCUUUUAAAGGGCAAAAUGUUCAUCAUUUCCUCACAUUACAUAAACAAAGGGAAAAAAAACCAACUCAUGUGAUGGCUUUUUUCUAUGAAGUCCUCCUGUCUUCUCCCCUCCCCCCCAAACCAUUGGACAUUAGAAGUGCUGUCCACAUGAUUUCGAGAGAUUGAAAGUCAUGAGGAAAAUUUGGGGCUUUGAAGUAGGAAUCAGGUACUUUAUAAUUUCUCCUCAAAUAACUAAAUACUGGAUGAGGCUGGAUUUGGAAAGUCUUAGUGUAUAAGAAGGGAGAAAAAGGGUUUUGGUAAAGUGAUCUUUAGGGAAAGGCUUAACCAAAGCACAAGUGAUUUAAAACAAAACAAGCAAGCAAGCAAACUUUAAUUGUAGACAUUUGUGUUUUUAAAAUAUCUUGUAACCAAUUCCUGUAUAUUUAAGUAUGCUUGAACAUUAAUAGAUCCUAAAAGGGGAGGAAAAAGACAGGAAUCAGAUGAUUUUUAUUGUGUAUGUAUAUCUGUGUGCCGAUCUUAAUAGGAAAGUUACUAGAGAGAAGGCAUAUCAGAAGGUAGAACAUAUUGACAUUGUUUGGUUUGGUGUGUGCAUAUGGGAAACCCACCAGAAAAUUCGGUUCUGCUGAAAAAUAACUCAGUCAACCUGACCCCUUUCAGUUCACUCAUCCCAGGUCCCUCUCCUAGGAUAUUCCUGUCCCUUUGAAAGGGAUGGCUUGUACAAUUUUAUAUAUUUUAUUGGAGAGUUACUAUUUCUUAUCUCUUUUAUUUGGAAUUAAAUUAAAAUCUUGUUUUAUUGUC
This is a messenger RNA of Monodelphis domestica (gray short-tailed opossum), 2598 nucleotides long. RefSeq names its product msh homeobox 2 (gene MSX2). Gene Ontology annotation, biological process: regulation of transcription by RNA polymerase II; embryonic morphogenesis. Gene Ontology annotation, molecular function: DNA-binding transcription factor activity, RNA polymerase II-specific; RNA polymerase II transcription regulatory region sequence-specific DNA binding. Gene Ontology annotation, cellular component: nucleus. Lineage: Eukaryota; Metazoa; Chordata; Mammalia; Didelphimorphia; Didelphidae. The record is from RefSeq and is a predicted model, not a curated record.